AUGUCGACCGAACGCAGCGGCACACCGGACCCCGCAGAGACCGUCGUUGAGCAUCAACCCACACAAACGCCCAAACCCCUCAACAAACGUGCACGAAAGAAAAUACAAAAACAAAAACAACUGCAAGAACAACAUCGUGGAUUUGAUUUUUCUCGUUAUCCCUCCCGCAAAAUCGCCCUGCGCCUCGCCUAUCAUGGCCAGCACUUUGAUGGACUCGUCAAACAAGUAGAAACAAAAAAUACCGUAGAAGAACAUCUUCUCGAUGCCCUUUGCAGAGUGCGGCUUAUUCCACACGAUGGCCCAAGUGACUUUGCCCGCUGCGGGAGAACAGACAAGGGCGUGAGUGCACUUGGCAACGCCAUCUCUCUCAUCGUGCGGGCCUCUUCGUGGCCAACAGACACUGUGCAGAAGCCCCCACUGGAUUACUGUGGAAUGUUAAAUAAUGUAUUGCCUCCUACUAUACGUAUUAUUGGAUGGUCAUAUGUGGAUGAGAGUUUUGAUGCUCGUUUCUCUUGUGUGGGACGAACGUAUCGUUAUUAUUUCUGUCAUCGUGGACUUAAUUUAGAAGCCAUGCGAGAUGCGGCUUCUCGUCUGGAGGGUGUUCAUAACUUUCGAAAUUUCUGUAAAACUGAUGUUGUAAAUGUCAGUAACUUUGAACGUCAUAUUCGGUGUGCUCGUAUAGUGACAAGUGAGAUGUUACCAGAGUUGGUGUCGUAUUUAGAAAUUCACGCCAAUUCCUUUCUUUAUCACCAAAUUCGGUGUACAAUGGAAGUACUCACACUUGUUGGACGUGGUCUGGAGUCACCGACCGUCAUCACAGAAUUGUUAGAACGCGGGGAUAGUAAACCAGUGUAUCCUCUCGCGGAUGCCGCCCCACUUGUGUUGUGGGAUUGUCAUUUUGAGAAUAUCUCGUGGUGUAUCUCACACCGGGCGUUUGUGGCCGCAGAACGGGAAAUGCACGAUAUCGCCACGGCGUUGUUAAUAAGAGCUGCAGCGGUAAACUCUAUGCGAUCACAGUUGUUUGCAUGGUAUGGAGAAGAUAAGGAUGUGAAUGGUGAAAAGGUUGUGCAGACUUCACCGGAUAUGUGUUUUGUAGAUCGAUGGUCAUUGACGGGUAGUGAUUGGACAGACGAUCGAAAUCAUGUUCAUAUGCGGGUGCGGCGGCAUGAUCUGUACACUAUGUCUAAGCAGAUAGAGAGUGGGGCAACAGAGGCUUCGGAUUUCACGGUAAAAUCAUACGUAAAGCUUAUGGAACGUGAGACAGAGCGAACAUUUGAAGAAGAAGUGGAGGCCUUAAGCGAUAAAAAAAGAGCUCGUUUCGAAAUCAAUAUGGAGAAAAAGAAACAAUAA
Trypanosoma theileri is the source of this 1350-nucleotide messenger RNA. RefSeq names its product putative pseudouridine synthase A-like protein. Gene Ontology annotation, biological process: tRNA pseudouridine synthesis; mRNA pseudouridine synthesis. Gene Ontology annotation, cellular component: cytoplasm; nucleus. The coding region runs from base 1 to 1350 and encodes 449 amino acids. The transcript has a single exon. Lineage: Eukaryota; Euglenozoa; Kinetoplastea; Trypanosomatida; Trypanosomatidae. Gene Ontology annotation, molecular function: RNA binding; pseudouridine synthase activity. The record is from RefSeq and is a predicted model, not a curated record.